GUUGCGGCUCGGAGGCGGGGCCGCGACUCCCGAGACGACACCCGUGUCCCUCUCACGCAGGAAGUGGUAACAGGACGGGCGGACAGGUAGAGCGGCGCUGCCUCGGCUCCUCUGUACUCUCGCUCGUUCGCUGCACUGAAAUGGCCGCGCUGCAGCUGGACUUCGGGCCGCUGAAGGAGCCGAUCGGCUUCAUCAAGAUCCUGGAGUGGGUAUUUGCAAUUUUUGGAUUUGCAACAUGUGGUGGGUUCACUGGCCAUACUGCGUUGAAAGUGAAAUGCAAAAAUGAGAGUGGUCUUCAAGAAUUUAAAGCAAACUUCCAGUAUCCAUUCAGGCUGAAUACUGUUAUUCUGCUACCCCAGAAGACAUGCAAUAGUAGUGUAGCAACCCAUCUUGUAGGAGAUUUUUCAUCCUCUGCUGAAUUUUUUGUUGCCAUCGCAGUCUUAGCCUUCCUCUAUUGCAUGGCCGCUCUUGUUAUCUACGUUGGUUACCUCCAUGUGUAUCGUGAAGGCAAACGUGGUCCAGUAAUUGACUUCAUUGUGACAGUGAUUUUUGCCUUCUUGUGGUUGGUCAGCUCUUCAGCUUGGGGUAAAGGCCUCACUGAUCUCAAAUACAGUACAAAUCCAAAUAUCCUCAAGGACAGCCUUUCACUCUGCAAGAAUGAAGCUGUGUGUACUCCUUCAACCGUGUCUGGCAUGGGAAGUUUGAAUGUGUCUGUGGUGUUUGGCUUUCUUAAUCUGAUUCUGUGGUGUGGAAAUGCCUGGUUUGUGUACAAGGAAACAAGCUGGCAUGCCGAGCCAGGACAACAUCAGGAUCCAGGGAAUGUGGCACCACCGGCUCCAAAUUCAUAGAUGGCAGUUAAAAGAUUGUUGAGUGUGUUUACAACCUCUACAAAUGAUUCAUUUUGCUUAUAACACUGCAGAAGCUUUUUGGGAAACUAUCUAUCAUACCUGUUUAUUCACUGUUCGUGCUGUUGUAUCAUGUGCCUUUUUGGAGCUGGAUGAGGGAGAGAAGAGAAAAGGAAUAUGUGUAGUCCCAUUUAAGUGUUGAGGUUUCCAGUGCAAGAAUAUUCAGAGGCAUUGUCAAUAAUACAAUUAGUGAUCUGUUACAUCACAAGUACAUAAUACAGUGGAGCCCUUUCAGAAUAUCUUAUUUUCUCCCUGCGUUGCUGUUCCCUGAAGAGUAUUUAUCAUGUACACAUACAAUGAUCAUUCAGUGAAUAUUUGUCAAAUACGCUGUUCUCCUAUUUCAACUUGAUGGCAAAUUUGAAAGAAGAUUUGUAUGUAUCAAACCAUUAUUGAAUUGAGAAAGUCUCUGCUGAUUAUGAUGUACAAUUUGAUUAUUAAGUACACAAUUGGAUUCACGUGGUCUGCAUUAUAUUGUAAGCAAUUUUUUUUGCACAGGAGAUGUUGCUCUUUAAUGGGCUCUGCUAUGAAACAAUUUAAAACAUCAUGUUAAAGAACACUUCCAUUUUUUUUCUGUUUGUUACAGAAAUUAUAAAGAAUUAAUGCCAUGUGGCUUAAUCUGUAUGUUUCAUUUUCAUGGGUGUUAAGUCAAAACUUCCUCUGCUUAAUGAUGUCACCUUUUCAAAUUUCAUGAGUUCUACCCUAAGCUGGUCAAAUUUUGUUUUAAUUGAGGAUAGUGGCAAAUGUACUUGUCUUUAUUGCUCAUAUUAAUUGUGAAUGAUAAAAUGAACGUCUGCUAUCAACUUGAAAAUAUUUAUAAAUCCAGGUCCUUGCUUGUUUUUCACAUCACAAUCUUAAAACGCAUUUGCUUUUGACUGGUGCUGUUAGUCAGUGACUAAGAAUUGCCUGCAAAUACCGAAUGUAUUUCAGUUUUUUUUAACUUGCAUGCACUGCUUCUAUAUUUUAUUUGGAGUUGUGCUUUUGUUUGUUAAUCCUCUGCCUAGCAGGAAGCUUGUGGAGGAAGGAGCAGCGUGAAGAAGGAAGAGAAAACACUGAUUUGCCACAGUGCCUUAUCGUUUCUUUCAGUGUCAUAAAAAUUCUAAACAUCUGCUGAAUUUCCAAGAUCUCUCAUCAGCAGACACUGGCUUGCAUUUUGAAAAUUGAAUUCUUAGAAUAAUCCAUGUGAUUUAUUUGGCGCUGCUGAAUUAAGUAGUAUUACUUUAAGGAUGCACCAGGUCUUUUGCCAAGCCUUGGUAAGCAUUUUGACCUCUUUAAAUGUAUUCAAAGGCUGUUAUUUCAGCAUUUGAGAAAGAUAAAAUGAGCUACUGGUGACAAAGACCUUUUGUGUUUUUCAUAUUUGUUGCAGAAGCAGUUUGGUUAAUAGCACACAGUCAAACCUGUAUUUUUUUUUAACUUUUAUUAAAAUCUGAGUUGUACAAUU
This is a messenger RNA of Hypanus sabinus (Atlantic stingray), 2343 nucleotides long. RefSeq names its product synaptophysin-like protein 1. Bases 141 to 848 code for a protein of 235 amino acids. The transcript has 5 exons. The record is from RefSeq and is a predicted model, not a curated record. Lineage: Eukaryota; Metazoa; Chordata; Chondrichthyes; Myliobatiformes; Dasyatidae. Gene Ontology annotation, cellular component: synaptic vesicle membrane; synaptic vesicle.